UACCCUAUUACUAUUACUACCAUUUUAAUGGCGCGAAUUCGAAGGUAACACUCUGCUGUACGUGCCGGAAUGGUUCGUGCGAGCGAUUAGCAUUUUCUGUAUAUAAGUCGGUAAUUUGUUUUUUGAUAGUUGUAUAUAUUAAUGACUGGUUUUGUAUAAACUACUGUAAAAAUACAAUAAUUGAAAGAGGCAUCUGGUGAACAAAUCACAGUAAUUGUAAAAUACAAAAAUGUCAUUCCGUGGUCGUGGAUUUGGAAGAGGAGGCGGAGGAGGAGGCGGUGGUGGAUUUAGAGGAAAAGGAGGUGGUUUUCGAGGACGUGGAGGCGGUGGAUUCGAUAGAGGCGGCAGAGGGCACGAUCAAGGACCACCAGAAGAAGUGACUCCACUGGGUCACUUUACAUGGACAGUUCAAGAUGAUCUAGUUGCAAAAGUAGAUAUAGAGCAAGUACCUUUCUUCAAUGCUCCAAUUUAUACAGAAAAUAAACAACAAAUUGGAAAAAUUGAUGAAAUCUUUGGCAAUAUCAGAGAUUACUAUGUCUCUAUAAAACUAUCAGAGAAUAUAAAGGCAUCUAGUUUUCAAACGGAUACACGGUUAUUCAUAGAUCCAGCAAAGUUAUUACCUUUACAAAGAUUUCUUCCUAAACCUCCUGGAUCAGUACAAAAAAGAGGUGGUGGUGGUCGAGGGAUGAAAAGAGGCGGCGGAGGACGCGGAGGUGGCGGACGUGGUGGUGGUGGUGGCCGAGGAGGCGGUAGACCAUCGUUUGGACGUGGUGGUUUUGGAAAUAAGGGUGGUGUUGGAGGCGGCGGCGGUGGUGGUGGAGGCGGUGGCGGCUUCAGAAAUCGUGGUGGAGCAGGAUUUGGAAGAGGUCGCGGAAGAGGAAAAUGGUAGAAGAACGAAGAUUAUAAUAAACUUUUACAUUAAGACAUGAAGUAAUAAUGGUACCUUAAUUUGAUUGAGAGGACUAUAAUGUAAAUACUUUUAAGUCUCAACUGAAAGGAAAUAUAAACAAUAGUUGAUUUAUUUUCAUUGAUACUUAUAGAAUUAUAUUUGUAAUUUGCAUUUUCACAAUUAUUUCACUACUGUAAAUCAUUUCCAUAGUAUGUACAAUUAUUACAUAUGUAUAUCUCCCAAAAAUAAAAUCUGUCAUCUUUUUUACACUUCA
Messenger RNA from Megachile rotundata (alfalfa leafcutting bee), 1163 nucleotides. RefSeq names its product Gar1 ribonucleoprotein (gene Gar1). The record is from RefSeq and is a predicted model, not a curated record. Gene Ontology annotation, cellular component: box H/ACA snoRNP complex. Gene Ontology annotation, molecular function: box H/ACA snoRNA binding. Gene Ontology annotation, biological process: snoRNA guided rRNA pseudouridine synthesis; ribosome biogenesis. NCBI's taxonomy places the organism in Eukaryota, Metazoa, Arthropoda, Insecta, Hymenoptera, Megachilidae.